This is a messenger RNA of Wallemia mellicola CBS 633.66, 1695 nucleotides long. RefSeq names its product WD40 repeat-like protein. Gene Ontology annotation, cellular component: ciliary basal body; centriole; pericentriolar material. Lineage: Eukaryota; Fungi; Basidiomycota; Wallemiomycetes; Wallemiales; Wallemiaceae. The coding region runs from base 1 to 1695 and encodes 564 amino acids. Gene Ontology annotation, molecular function: gamma-tubulin binding. Gene Ontology annotation, biological process: microtubule nucleation; mitotic cell cycle. The transcript is spliced from 2 exons. The record is from RefSeq and is a predicted model, not a curated record.
AUGUCAAAUAAUUUGAUAGCCCUCUCAGCGAAUAAAUUAGUCUUAAUAGAUGAUUUAGAUCAGUUUAGCGCUAUAAACUUACAAAAAUCGCUUCAAUUGUUAGUACAAUAUGACAACAAGUUGCUAUUAGCUGGUACAGACGGCGCUUUCUCAUUUGAUAACGCGCUGAACACCUUAAAUCAGUUAGUUUUACCCGUAACUUCUAUCUCUUCUACCAAUUUAGAACCAAUUACCGCUGUAGAUGCAUCAUCCAACAUUCUUUACUUUGCACGCGAAAAUAACUUAUAUUCGAGCGAUAUACCAACAAAGCGGAUACAACUAAUCUAUCAGGGCCAUACAGGUGUUAUUGUCGGUCUUUCCUUAUCUAGAGAUCAGACGCAUUUGGCCAGCUGCUCAAAAGCUGGCGCUUUGAUAUUACAUAGUAUACACCAACAAACUUACAACAUACUCAAUUAUCACCCACGCGAAGCUUUGUCUUAUCUUUCAUUUUCACCUCAUUCUAAUAAUAUCCUAUGCACCGGUACAUAUUCAGGUAGUUUACUCAUACACAAUACGUCAUUUAUUGACGACUUCCCUUACUUAAUAUUUCCAAAAUUACACCCAUCGCCUAUAACGGCGAUCGACUUCUCCCAGGCUUCCAAGAGUCUUGUUGCGAGUGUGUCUCGGGAUGGAUGGAUAGCUGUUGUCGACCUAGAUAACAAAUCAGUAAUUAGAGUUAUAAGUACUGGAUACACACUUAAUUGUUUGGCAUUCGAGGGUGCUCUAUUAGUCGCAGGAACGUCAGACGGUCGAAUCUUGGUGUAUAACUUGCGAUCGGGAAACGCACCGCAGAAUAUCCAAUGUUCGACAGAAGCAAUCACUGGAGUAGUCUUUCAGAAAGACAAGCGGAAGUCUUCUGGACUAAGAUCACGCGACUAUGCUGUCCAUUUCGCUGAACCCCUAGUAAAAGAUGACAGAGGCGAGCAGCUCACAAGGGUAAAGAAGAGCAGUUCAAGUGGAAACCUCAGUCUGUUAGGACAUAACAGACAUUCAACGCACUCAACGAGCUCGCUCUUGAGUCAGGUCCAACCCCCAGCUCCACCACCUAAAGACCUCCCAGUGUACAUGCCUUCCAGUGCGGGUGCGCUGCGCCCACAGGCAACACUCUCUGAGAAAGUCCACAGUGACGAAUUAUUACACAGUCGUCCGCGGAGGACGUCAACCAAUCAACCACGGCCCGUGAGUAUGGCAACGAGUAAUGACAGUAACCUGGCAACCGUGAACGGUAACCUCAAUGCAACUGUUCCACGCAGACGUCGGCAUAGUAGCCGCUCGGAACGUCCGCGAGUUGAAGAUCUUGACUGGCUCAAAGAGGCACGCGAAGUACGUGAGAAGCACAAAUACACGACGUCCGCUCCAGUUAGCUACCAUAAUACCACAAAUCUCAAGCGGUCUGGCAGUAGCGCAUCUUUGCACCACUCAAGGACGAACUCAUUGGAUAAGGUUGAUAAAGUGCAGAAUCAGGAAGAUGCCCUUAAGAAGUUGGUUGAUAGUGCGCAGGCUCUCAAUCUGAGUAGCGAAAUACAAAGAGCACGGGAUGUUCUCGAGAUGGAUUACAAGUCGAAAUUAGAAGCUUGCACUCAGGAGAUACGCAAGCUACGCUCAGAGAAUGCCCUAUUAAGAAGAGAGAACGACAGACUGCGGCGGCAGUCGUAA